AUGAAUAUUAAGACUAUCUUAUCUAGUUCCCUAGCCUUUAUUUUUUUGGGAUUAAUAAGUCUUUUCACUCUAUUCGCACUUUCAAAGUCUCACAGAAUUAAAACAUCGAAUUCGGUUUAUAAUAGCUCCGAAUUAAACUCAAAACGUGGCCCUAGCAAUCAAAAUGCUGCCUACAUAAUAACUAAUCUUCGCCAAUCCUCUGUUAUCCAAGCAACAAAUUUAAGCCCCACUAACGGGCCAAUUAACUCAAUAGUAAAGAUAUCUAUUUAUGGAAUAGGAUUUUCAUUAUUUCCAAAAUUAUUUGUACACUUCGAUGUUACUGAAGGCCCUUAUGAAGUAGUGCCAGCUUCUGCCAUUUCAGACACUCUUUUAGAAGUUGAUACACCAUCCGGUUUAUCUUAUGGCGAGUCAGGUAAAUCAGUUUUGGUUAGCAUACAUUCACAUCCGGAUAUAAUGCUCCAAAGUUCAAACGCACUAAUAUUCCGUUUUUAUGAGGUACCAAUAAUUAGCUUAAUUUCUCCUAACCAUACAGGGAUGUCUGGUGGAUCAGAGAUAAAGAUCUUUGGAACUGGGUUAUUUGCGUCCGAUGAUUUAAAAUGUCUCUUUCAAAGUAAAGAAAGAUCUAAAAUUGUAGAUGCAACAUAUUCAAUGAGUACCUUUGAUAUUUCAACCAUGAAAAAUUUUCUUCAUGAAAAUUAUAACAAAAAUACCCUUGAAAGUGCAUUGAUUACUCAACUCAACAAAAACUUACCGGAUACUGAAAUAAAAACCAUAAUUGACAAUAUUUUAAAUCAUAAUCCAAUGCCAUCAAUAAUUUGUGAGUGCCCAUCGUGGACUGUAUCUGAAAAAGUAUCUCUUUCUAUUUCAUUUAAUGGAGUUCAGUAUCACAUAUGUACUGAUGGAUUUACUUUUGAGGAAGAAUCUUCUCUUUUUGGAAAUGUUGCUCAUGUAGUCAAAGAAAGAGACACCCCUUCUGAAAUUGUUUCGGAAGAUGAAAUUGAAUUAAAAAAUCUACAAUACAGAACAAACAAUAGUAAAAUUAUUUCUUCUGAAAUUGUAUUAAAAAAUGUUAAUUCAAAAUCAAAUUCCCACUACAUUACCCAUAACCAUCAGAUAAACGAUCUACACAAGUAUACAGAUAAUUCUGGUAAUACUUAUACAUUAAGUAAUUCAUCUAAUGCUUCGUUAUUACAUAGCGAUUAUGGGCUUUUUCUUGAGAUUGUUAUUUUGUUCUAUUCUUCAUUUAUAUUUGGUACUGUUUGCAAAUUUAUUGGGUUACCAUUAUUACUAGGAUACAUCAUUGGCGGAUAUAUAGUAGGACCUUCAGGAUUUGGUUACAUAUCGCAACCCAUACAAAUUAUUUCAAUCGCACAAAUUGGUGUAUGCUUGAUUCUAUUCACACUUGGGCUCGAGUUUUCUAUUAAGAGAGUCCUUUCAAUUGGUAAAUCUGUAAUUUAUUGUGCAGUUUCAUCAAUGUUAUUUUUUGUAUGUUUGUGUAGUGCGUAUUCUAUAUUGAUUGGAACACCAAUCAAUGAAGGAAUUUUUAUUGGGUCAUUUAUAUCGAUGAGCUCAACUGCAGUUGUAAUUUGCGAACUACAAAUUGAAUCAAAUGAAAGCAUGCUUACAGUUGGCAUUUUAAUAUUACAGGAUUUACUUUUAGGAAUUUUACUUGCUCUAAUACCAGCUCUACAAAUUACUUCAAUUGACAAUGUCUCUCCAAGAGCCUCGAAUACAAAUGAUUUCUCAAAUGAGUUUAACCAAUCAAAAAUACAUCGAAUACCAAUUUUAUUUGUUUAUUUUUGUUUAUUUUUAUGGAAAAUUAUUAAACCUUUUAUAAUAUUAAUGAUAUUCUUUUUAAUAUCAUUUGUUGUCAAAACAAUCAUUUUCCCAGUGAUUCUGUUUAUUCUUACGAAAACUAAAAGUCGUGAAAUUAUUCUCAUUGGAAUUAUAAGCAUUGUGCUUUGUAUUUCUUCGUUUACUGAAUAUUUAGGGCUUUCUAUGGAAAUGGGUUCUUUUGUUGGAGGAGUAAUUCUUUCAAGUCUUUUUAAUGAAGAAGAUACAAACAAUUUUAAGCAAGACUUUAUACAAUCUACGGAGUCAUUGAAAUGGAUUUUUUCGAUGUUGUUUUUUACGAGUAUUGGCUUGGUUAUUGAUGCAACUUUUAUUUGGGAUAAUUAUUGGACAAUUGGAUAUGUUUGUUUGCUAAUCUCUUUAAUUAAAUUAUUUGUAAACUUUUUAAUAUUUUUCACAUUUGGGCACAGUGUUAAAUUAUCUGCAUUUACAUCCCUUAUGCUAGCAAAUUUAGGUGAAUUUGGGUUUGUUUUGGCAUCAAAAGGAAUAUCACUUGGAAUUAUAUCCAGGAAAGUAUACCUUAUACUUGUUGCCACUACAGUCAUUUCACUAUUAUCCACCCCAAUUAUUCUUCGAAUAUUCUCUAUAAUAUUAAAAAGAAAGGUUUUAAAUAUUCCACUAAAUGAAAAUAACUAUAAACGUUUUAAUGCCAAAAAUAAUGGAAUUGUCUCAGUUAGAAGAAAAUUCAAUUUUUCAAUUGGCAAUUCGAUUCAUAAUAUAAAUAAAAGAAAAGUAUUUAAUAUAACAAAUAUUAUAAAAAAUCUAAGUAUUUUUAAUCGAAAUAAUCAUAGUUUAGAUUCACCAAAAAAAGAUUAUAAAUUUGAUAUUUAUAUUCAGAAUAAUUAUUUGAAUUCCCGUUUUCAAGACGAUCGAAUUUUACACUCUAACAUUUUGCAAAAUGCGAGAACUAAUCCAAACUUUGAUUUCUCAUUGAAUGAAAAUGAGCUGGAAGAUUUAAGUCAGGAUAAAGUCGCUAAUGAGUCCAAUUUCGCAUAUGAAACUUCGAGUAUUAGUUUAGAGAAAAUAGACGAAUUUACGCUUGCUCAUGUCACUAAUCUGGGUAAUUCGUCUUCAAAAAUGUAG
Messenger RNA from Cryptosporidium ubiquitum, 2934 nucleotides. RefSeq names its product K+ H+ antiporter. NCBI's taxonomy places the organism in Eukaryota, Apicomplexa, Conoidasida, Eucoccidiorida, Cryptosporidiidae. The coding region runs from base 1 to 2934 and encodes 977 amino acids. The record is from RefSeq and is a predicted model, not a curated record. The transcript has a single exon. Gene Ontology annotation, cellular component: membrane. Gene Ontology annotation, biological process: proton transmembrane transport; potassium ion transmembrane transport. Gene Ontology annotation, molecular function: potassium:proton antiporter activity.